GGAAGGAAGCACAGAGUCCAACCGUAUAUAGGCCGACACUCGAUCCUAUCAUUCAGUUUUCGCUAUGAGUAUGAAUGGAUCGAGACCUGGUGGAGACACUGCGCUGUGACAUGUGAAGCAUAAAAAAUAUAUAAAAUCGGACAGAAUUUGAACUGCAUAAUAUGUGGAAAAGCUGCGGAAUGGAGCGCGGGCACUCAAAACCGUCCAGCGCUCCAUGUACCGGUCAUCCACCACGUCUGGCUUCCAUAAAAAAAACAGCUUGCGUUUUUUCUAUCACCUGGACUGGUGUGUAGACUCUAGACCCUAAAACAAAUCUUCAUAGACCCUCUACAGUUCUCAUAGUCUACUAGGUUUUAACUUUUGCAUAUUUUACACGAAUCAUGAGAAGCAGUUUCAGAAGUUCGGUUUCGUCACCCACAUCGGACAGGACUGGUUUGCUGAUGCAAAAUGCUUGGACUUUGGUCCACGGCAACAUCCAGUAUCAAGAUGUUACUGACACAUUUCAUACUGGUGACAGCCUUAGCUACUGUUCUAAUAGCCCCUCUACCAAACAGGGUUAACAGAGCUGGAAUUCCAACUCUUGGAUCCUUUUUUGAACGAGUGUCAACUUUGUUAAGAGCACUUGAGAGAUUCACAGAACACCAUGACUUGAGCCAACCAAGGCAACUUUCAAAUUCUUCCUUGACGACUCUUGAGGAAAUGUGGGAGACUUUAGAAGUAGUCUUCAGGCAUUUUCAACGAUUGGAGGAUGAUCUUCCACCACAGUUACAUAGUCCAGUUAGCAAUGCCCUUCACGAAACCCUUGACUUUUUGAGGCGUGUUCUUGAGACUAUAGUAUCAGAUAACAGAUACUUACGCAGGUCGUGCAUGUGCUGCCGUGAUUGUCUGUGUGCUCUUCGUCUGCCUCUAUCCGCAGUUUUCUCCAUACGUUGGUGCUCUCACUACCGGUAUCACCAAGUGCCUCGGCGAACAGGUCAACCUGCUGAAGUCGCCUGCAGUUAUUCUGCUUGCGAUCAUUGUCAUAGUUCCAAGCAUUGUGUUUCGUGUAGGCAUGUCAUCAGACAUAUUCUUCAAUCGACGCUCCCUAGCUGUCAUCGUAGUCUUCAUUUUCGUGUGGAAUUGGAUUUAUUUCUACCAGGAAGAAAACAACCAUGCAUUAAACCUAAUAAUCCCGGCCAACUGCAUGCCACACAAGAUGACCUGGGUGCAGGCCUUGCAGGAAUGGUUUAGUUCCAUGACGUCCAUCCGCACAGAUGAGUGCUUUGAGUACUAUAGGAUCCCUCUGAUCAGGGCCUUAUCCCGAACUGUCAAUCUAUUUUUCAUUGACACCUUUCGGUACAUCGGUCAAGCCAUCUACGAAUGCCAUGAGGAGAUCUUAAGAGACCAACCAACCCACGUUGGGAUCUCUGCACUCACAGCAUGCUAUGGCAUAGGGACGAUUGCUGUCUACUUUUCGUACGUUUUGUACAUCUCUGCAGAGGAAACCACCAGCACUGGGAGCUACCCGGUUACCGGUUUUCCAAAUGACAUACGAAGUAUGUCUCCUCCUACAAAGGGCAAUGUGGGUCGACGCCUUCAACCUCGAGGGGGAGCCACAGGAGCCCGAUGAGGAGGACAUAUGUAUGCGCCAUGCUGCAUACAGAAGUUGUAUUUUUGGCAGCAUGGCAAAUUAUUCAAGAUUCAAGAUUUAUUUUAUUUAAUGCUUGAAUACUUUACGGUUGAAUUGAUACUGAAUUUACGUAUUUAAAAAACAUGUAAAAAUAACAGAGGGUACGAAAACAGAUCCAGGUAAAAUACAAUGACAGAAAAGGUGUACACAAAUUGCAAAUUUAAAUUGAUAAUAUAAAUUAAUCUGGAAAUUGGAAACCAUAUGAAUUUCAUUGAAAUAGAAACCUGCUGAAAGUAAUCCGAAAAAAUAAAAUCAAUGAAUUUUGGAAUUUUCAAUUUAAAGACUUAUUUAAUCAUGACUACAAAUUAUUUUCUCCCUUGAAUAUGUAUGUAAUAUGAAUAAAGAAAAUAUAUGCUCUGUUUGUAUCAAAGAAAAUCAAAGAAGUAUGACUCACACAUAUUCCGAGUAGAAGCUAUCAAUUUGGCCAAAACAUGACAUUCCACAGCUAUGAGAGAGUUAAUGAUGUACGGUCACUUGGUCAAAGGUUAGUAACUCGACCCCCCCCCCCCCCCCUUCCAGAACACUUGUAAUAACUUAGCCAAAUGUAAACAUUGGAUAAGACAAAAGACUUCCUGUCUCCGUCCCAAUAACAAGACCCUUUCCCUGAACAGGUUAUGUGUGGUAGCUAAACCACCGUGAGAGUGUAAUAACUGUUAUAAAGGAAGGCAGAGGUAUUUGUGAGAUUCACUCCUGUACUGCACCCCCAUCCAUGGGGCAGGCAGGGAGGUCGACUCUGCAAGCUUUUGGUGUAACAUGUCAUUAUAUAGGUAUUGACAAUCAAGAUGUAAGAGUAACUAUAUGUGUUGUGUAAUGGAUAGUGUAUUGUUUUAUACCGAGAUUUCUGGAAUGUAACUGGGAUUUGGCUGGAAUUACUGUUGGACUUAGCCUGGAUAGUGUAUUCAAUGUUUAUUCCGAAAACCUCGACAUGAGACCGGAAUCAUGCAUGGAAGAAAUACUGGGGCGACUUCUAGGAACAGUAGGGUUUAUCUUUCUAUCUUUGUUUUUCUGUUAACCUCGUAGAGAGGCCGGAAAGGGCACAUUGUUGGCAGAGAGGAUUGGCCAAAAGUUAUAAGAUUUCUUUGUAUAUCGUAAUGUCGAAUUUUUGUAUCUUAAGAGUUUGUUAAGAUGUGAAAGGAAUAUCCAUAGGGCAAGGUUGUUACGAAAUAUAGUUGAUAGUUUUACUGCU
Molecule: messenger RNA, 2855 nt
Organism: Strongylocentrotus purpuratus (purple sea urchin)
Lineage: Eukaryota; Metazoa; Echinodermata; Echinoidea; Camarodonta; Strongylocentrotidae
Product: chloride channel CLIC-like protein 1
Exons: 9
Coding region: 1052-1609 (185 amino acids)
Cellular component (GO): membrane; endoplasmic reticulum
Molecular function (GO): chloride channel activity
Source: RefSeq, a predicted model, not a curated record